Molecule: messenger RNA, 825 nt
Organism: Diaporthe citri
Lineage: Eukaryota; Fungi; Ascomycota; Sordariomycetes; Diaporthales; Diaporthaceae
Exons: 2
Coding region: 1-825 (274 amino acids)
Source: RefSeq, a predicted model, not a curated record
AUGGCAGCCGGCGCGGGUCUCUGCCUCAAGCUCCUGCAAUGGUUCAACAGGGGCGUGCAGUUCUGCUGCGCAGGGCUCAUCCUCGCCCUCAACUCGUACUUCAUGGCCGCCAUGUCCAACCACAAGAUCACCAUCCCGACGAACCUGCGGGCCGUUGAGGGCAUCUCGGGCGCCGCAGUCCUCUACACCGCCGUCGGCCUGCUGCUGCUCUGCUGCCUCGCCGGCUUCACCCUGACCUCGUUCAUCGCCAUCGUCCUCGACGUCGCCUUCCUCGGCGCCUUCAUCUACGUCGCGACCGUCUACAAGGACGGCGCCAGCUCCUGCUCCGGAAGCGACGUCAAGACCGUGUUCGGGACGGGUGACGCCAACGCCGAUAUCCAGUCCCCCAAUGACGGUGGCGUCCCGCUGGCCAAGUACAUGACGAUAUGCCGGAUGCAGUCGGCUAUCCUCGCAGUAUCUAUUGUUGCAAUCGUCUUCUUCAUAAUCUCGGCCCUGACGGAGCUCGCCCUGGGCCGCCACCGCAAGAAGGAGCAGCGCUUCGGGCCCUCGCCCGCCAACAACUACACCUCCGGGUACGGCUCCAAGCGGCGCGGCCUCUUCGGCCUCCGCCGCAACAAGGGCACCGGCACCGACGGCCUCGGCGACCCCAACGCCCUGCCCAUGCACACCAGCCCGGACCAGGUCCGCACCAGCUACAACACCGAGGCCACCCGCGUCGGCGAGGGAAGCCCCUACAACAAGUACGGCGAGGCGGGCUACAACGAGCACGGCACCGUCACACAGUCCCACCCGGGCCGCUAUGGCGAUGGCACCUAUAACGUGUAA